This is a messenger RNA of Penicillium canescens, 633 nucleotides long. Its product is annotated as adenylyl-sulfate kinase. Gene Ontology annotation, biological process: sulfate assimilation. Bases 1 to 633 code for a protein of 210 amino acids. The record is from RefSeq and is a predicted model, not a curated record. The transcript has 2 exons. Gene Ontology annotation, molecular function: ATP binding; adenylylsulfate kinase activity. Lineage: Eukaryota; Fungi; Ascomycota; Eurotiomycetes; Eurotiales; Aspergillaceae.
AUGUCUACCAACAUCACCUUCCACGCCAGCGCCCUCACCCGCAAGGAGCGCACCGAGCUACGCAACCAGCAGGGCCUCACAAUCUGGCUGACCGGCCUGUCCGCCUCAGGAAAGUCCACCAUAGCCGUGGAACUGGAGCACCAGCUGGUCCGCGACCACGGCGUGCACGCCUACCGCCUCGAUGGCGACAACAUCCGCUUCGGCCUGAACAAGGACCUGGGCUUCAGCGAAGCCGACCGCAACGAGAACAUCCGCCGCAUUGCAGAGGUCGCCAAGCUCUUCGCGGACUCGAACUCGAUUGCCAUCACCUCGUUCAUCUCGCCCUACCGCAAGGACCGCGACACAGCCCGCCAGCUGCACGAGGUCGCUACUCCUGGCGAGGAGACUGGUUUGCCGUUCGUUGAGGUUUACGUUGAUGUCCCCGUUGAGGUUGCUGAGAAGCGUGAUCCUAAGGGUCUUUACAAGAAGGCUCGGGAGGGCGUUAUUAAGGAGUUCACCGGUAUCUCGGCUCCUUAUGAGGCUCCUGCUAACCCUGAGGUUCAUGUUAAGAACGAUGAGCUUCCCGUUCAGGAUGCUGUUAAGCAGAUUAUUGAGUACCUUGAUUCCAAGGGAUAUCUGCCUAAGAAGAACUAA